CGCACUGAGUUUGCUGAAGGAGACACGAGCGGACGCACGAGGCAGCUGGAGUGGAUUAAGAGCGAGGGAGACGCGCGUGCCAUUACGCAUCAGGCUGCUCCGGUGUGGAGAGCAUCGGUUCAACCAGCGCGCGGGCUGAUUGUUAUUUCUGUUCUCACUCGUGUUAAUGUAGAGGAGGAGCAGGGGGAGCAGAGGAGGAGCGGGAGCGGCGCUACGGGCACCGUCACACACACCGAGCACCGGGGAAAGUUGGAGUAACGCGGGCGGACGGUGCGGGAAGGAGCGCGUGGAUGUUUAACGUCUAACACCGAGGAAAGUGUUGGUUGUUUCUCCGCGCGUGGACCGACUCCUCCGGAUGAACCGUGGAUACUCACACACGCGCUGCUGCACCGGAAUAUGCGGUCCUUAACGGACUCUGCCAACACUUGUCCCUGUGUGCGGGUUUGAGUCCACCGAGCGGAGUCCGGGCUCCCUCCCGGUCCACACCGUCUCCAGGGCCAUCUGCUCACUCCACCAUGUCGGCGGCAGUUUCACCGGUUUCCAGCGCAGAGCGGGAGCGACAGUGAGACACACCGGGAGGCAGAGAGAGAUACACGGCGUGAACCGGACCGGACCGGACCGGACCGGGCGGCGCGGGAGACCGAGCCUUUGAUCCGCCUUCAUGACUUGUGGAUUUACAGCUGCACGCGACAUGAUCCUGAUUACUGUCAUCACUUUGGUGUUUGUGUUGGAUGUGUGUGUGUGUGACUCGGAGCUGGGCUCCCCCGGGUGGAGGGAACCUCUGGACUGCGUCCGAGCCUCUGAACUGUGCAACCAGAACAGCCAGUGCAGCUCACGUUACCGGAUCAUGCGCCAGUGCCUGUCCGGCGGGGACAAAGAGCGCAGCACCAUGCUGGCCUCCAAGGAGUGCCAGGGGGCGCUGGAGGUGCUGCAGGACUCGCCGCUGUAUGACUGCCGCUGCAAGAGAGGCAUGAAGAAGGAGCUGCAGUGCCUGCAGAACUACUGGAGCAUCCACAUGGGUCUGACUGAGGGGGAAGAGUUUUACGAGACAUCUCCCUACGAGCCGAUUCAUUUCUCAGAGGAAUUCCGACAUGCCUCCAUCAUCUCAGAUUCGUCUCUAUCCAAGAUGAGCCCCUGCUCUGAGGCCGGGAAACCCUGUAACCCCUGUCUGGAUGCGGCGAAGGCCUGUAACCUUAACGAAACGUGUAAACGCCUACGAUCUGCCUAUAACUCCAUCUGCAGCAAGGCCACACCCCCUCAGCCCUCUCUGGCCAAUCAGGAGCCGUGCAGCCGGAAAAGAUGUCAGAAGGCCCUGCGUCAGUUCUUCGAGCGGGUCUCAUGGGAGCUGAGCUACCCUCUGCUGUUCUGCUCCUGCCCGGACCAGGCGUGUGCCGAGCGCCGCCGCCGCACCAUCGUCCCCUCCUGCUCCCACCAGGAGAGGCACAAGCCCACCUGCCUGGAGCUCCGACGCAUCUGCCGCUCCGACGCUCUCUGCAGGUCUCGGCUCGCUGAUUUCCACAUGAACUGCCAGAUGACAUCUCACACCGUCACCAGCUGCCCUCAUGACAACUACCACGGCUGCCUCAUGUCCUACGUCGGCCUCAUUGGCUCUGAUGUAACGCCGAACUACAGCGACAGCAGUCCAUCCAACAUCACCAUGAGCCUGUGGUGUACUUGCAGGGGGACCGGCAAUCAGGAGCGUGAGUGUGACGCUUUCCACCGGGACUUCACACACAACACCUGCCUCAAGAACGCCAUCCAGUCGUUUGGUUACGGCUCAGAGGGAGGGACUCUUCUUGUCACCGAGCCGUCGUCCACCUUCUUACCCCCCGCCCAGCCGCCAGUCAUCUCCAAACCCGCUCCCUCUCUGCACGGCAACGCAAUCAAACCCAUGGACAGUGCUUGUAUGUUCUCCACCUGUGCCAACCUGCAGGACGGAGGCCAGAAGUGUGUCCCCUCCGAUGAGUUUGAGUGUGAGGAGGCUCUGUUGGCUCAGGGGUCAAUAGACUCUCAGGACUCUGCAGGACCGAAGAGCAGCAGCCGGCAAUCAGCUCCACUCCUCCACCACGUCUCUCUGACUGUGUGUGUGUCCAUCCUGCCAACGUUUCUACUCCUCGUCUCAUAAACACGAACUCACGCUCACAUACAAACACCCACCCACACACAGACACACACACACACACACUCACACACUCACACAUACACACUCAGAAAUGGCAAGACCCAGAGAAAGGCACGUGACUCGUCGCCCUCCGCUACGAGAAAAUGUCAACCGACAGACGUCCAAACAUCAACAACAGGCUUUCGAGGAGGGAGAGUGUUCUGGAGGACGUUCAGAUUAGCCGUGUCUCUCCACACACAAACACACAGACGAUGAGGAAGAGGAAGCUGGACGGUGUCUUCUUUGAGAGAGAAAUAACAAAGGCAGAGACAGAGGGACUCGUGGGGAUUUCGGAUCACAGCGACUUCAUUUCCAAUGCUCCCUGUCUGGAGGGUUUGUGUGCUUUUUGUGCAGCCCGGCUCUGACUCACUCCCUCCAGCUUUUUUGGAUCUGAGACAGCUGGACUGAAAACACAGGAACACACACACAUGCACAAACACAUACACACACACACACACACACACACACACACACACAUUCGGACAACAAGUUUUAAAACCGGCAGCGAGCGAGAGAGACGAUGGGCUUUCUAGGCUGGACAGAUGGGGUAGAUCCUUCCACGGUGUUUGUCAGCUCCAUUUAUCACUCCCCUGGACCUCUCUCGUGGCAAGAAAUCUAUACCACAUACAUUCAAAGCACAAACACACACACACACACACACACACACAUGCACACUGUCGCCGUCCCCUUAGACCUCGUUAGCGGGCAAACAGGGUCCCCACACGGACACAAACACUCAUGCUGUACACCAGUGUGCUUUUUGCGGGUCUUUAUCUUAAUUUUGUCGUCGACAUUCUGUACAAACUUCAUUUAAUGUGGAAUAUGAAAAAAGUCCAUCCAAUGAAAUCUCAAUGGGAGAGUGUAUAUUUCACAUUCUGUAAGUGUAUAGUUGUGUGAGCGCAGUGUGUGUGUGUCUUUCUUUGUUUGUUGGGGAGUAUGUGUGUGUGUGUGUGUGUGUGUGUAUGGCAGCAAAGAAAGGCUGGAAGGGUUCAAAUCUUAUAAGCAGCUGAAAGACGACGUGUGAAACUGUAUCUCUGCUGAACUCUUAGUGUUGACAUUGAAAUACCGCUGAACUGAUGGCACUGGAAUAUUUUACCUUCGGAAACCAUUAACGCCGUUUGAAUCCCCAUCUGUGAAAUUUUCAAGUUCAAAAACUGAAGUUUGAAGAGAAACUCAUACUCCGAGCUGCAGCUUGAGCAAAUAGACCCUCUAGGGCCGUCGUCACGAUGACAUCAUGUUAUCACCUGCAGGUAAAACUGCCCCCCCAUCCCACAAACACACAGCUGAAGGCUACAUAGGAGUCUUAAAAUGUCACCACAGUGUAAUUAUGCAACAGUUCAGUAAUAUGCUAACAUCGUUCCUCAGAGACAGGGUCGUUCCUUCUGUUUUGUUGGUAAAAAGACCCAAAACCAAACACUGAAAACUGAUCCCCAACAAACCUUACGGUGCGUUUAGUUCAGUUAUAUCUGAUCAUAUGAACAAAUGUAAAAGCUUUAACACUUGGAUUUGUUUUUAAUCAAAGAGCGACUAAUAAUUUGAAGAGGAAAGUUUGACUCUAAAAGUUUUGAGCUGAAACGCCGUUUGGUUUCAUCAGUCAUCACUAAAUCGAUUAUUGUGUAUCGAGCCUGAUCAGAAACCUUUUUGUCUUUCAUGCUUCAGUUCAGCUGUAUUUAUAAUUCCACAUUCAACAGUUCAUCAUGACGUCUUCAGUUGCUUAUAACAUUCAAAUAAUUUGGUCCUUUUGUUUUUUUUUUUGCUUUCAUGAACGUGUUUGACCUCUGUGUGUGUGUAUGGGUUCUUCGGUGUGUACGUUACCUCUGGACACUCUGUGGGAUAUUUUUUAUGUUUCAUAGACAAUGCAGGACGUGGAACGUGAGUGAAGGCCUGUUGUGCUGUGAGACGGCCACGGGGUCGGUGUCCCGAGGGGUCGUCACGUCCUGUCCUCCGUCAGCUGGAAGUAAAAGAGAGAUCAGUUUCUGUGACUAUGGUGUGGCCUUACUUUACUGUUCUUUCUUACAUACUUGAAAGAGAGACGAUGAGUAUUAGCGCCCCGCUAGCGGUCGAGACAAAGGUGAGAUGUCCAACAAUUGGUGCUGAGUCACAAUGAUAUUAAAUGAGGUGUCGGGGCGUCGGUGGCUUAGUGGUAGAGCGGGCACCCCACUGCAUGUCAUCCCCCCCUUCUCUCUCUCUCCCCCUUUCACACUUACCUGUCCUGUCCAUUAAAGGCAAAAUGCCCCAAAAAAAUCUUUAAAAAAAAAAAAUGAGGUGUCCGUAUUCAUGGUCUCCAGAGGACGAAUCCUGAGGAUUCUGUGGAUCCCCUGAGCUUUUCACAGAACAACCAUCAGGACCAAUUUAGCUUUUGAUCAACAUUUAGUAAGAAACCUUAAAGGCAAUACACUGUUGAUGCAUAUGGUCCUCAGACUGAUAAAAAUGUUUCUAUAGGGAUGUCAAAGGAUAACCCUUAAUCGUGACACAUAUUGGUCUAUGGGUUAAUUUUGCUACUCUUCAUUUAUUGCACCAGCCGGGUCUGAUGUUGUGAGAGCUAGCUGGUGGCGUCACUCAUUCAGCAUUUAAUGCCAGUAACGCCAUCCUGACCCAACAGCGUCACUGUGGAAUGACAGUGGCCACCCUCCUGUUUCCCCCCAGGGUCGCCUUAGUGAGUAAGCAGCUAAAUUUUGAGCCACAAACCCUCUUUAGCAUUGUUAACACUGUUAGCACGACUAAUGGUGCUACAUAGUUAAUGAUGCUAAAGGGGUUCGUUGCAUCUCAAAAUUAAAAUACUUAGUCACCAGGGUGACCUGGGGGAAAACUGAAUGGUAGCCAACCUGUUUCUGCAACAACACCACCUUGCGCCGCUAGCUAGCUCCUACAAGACCUGUAUGGCGUGCAGUGCAGAACAGCUAAGGAUUUUGUUAUCUAACCAGUGGAGACCGGAGGGUGAGCAAUGGGAACUAUGUUGCCACGUUAACAUGGCUAGCUGUCUGUUAGCAAAGACAGCAGAAAAUAAAAGUCAAAACAUUUAAAUCACCUAACAUAGAAAAAAUGUGACCACCUCAAAAUGUCUAACACUUUGAAAUGCAGGGCUAAAACUGACUGAGUCAGUGGAGCGCCAGACAAAAAGGAAAGGACUUUUGUUUUUAGUGUCAGUUUGCUUUUUCUCCCCUCAAAUAUCAGACGGUUAGUUACUGGUUAACAGGUGCUGGGCUUUCAAAAGCAAAAUUAGACACAGAUGACAUCCCUGACAAAUCUGUUUAGUACAGAAAGCUUUUUAAGAAGGUUGGUGGUCUACGUAUUUUCAUACAAAUUAAUUUUAUCUUACAGCAAAUUAAAAUAAUAUGAUUUUUCCAAUUUCACUUGUCCUCAAGUAAAAUACCAAGAAACCUUGUGAUUAGAGAGAUUAGAUUAGAGAUUUGUUUCCAACGAAAAAUUAUUUAGUAGAUAUAAAAUAACUUCUUUUUUUGCCAGUUAAUAUUAUUAAAUUACAUUCACAGAUAUUUAAAUAAAGUUUGUUCAAUUUAAACGACUUAGAAAUCUAAUUCCAACAUCGCCUCAGAAAUAAGUGAUUUUUGUGGAAGAAACAAGCAAAAAGUAACAAAAAACAAAGAUUCAGUGAGCAGUUAUUAAAGUAAUGAGAACAAAAGGGGCCCAACAAUGGAUCCCUGUGGAACACCACAUGUAACUUAAAGCCAUAAAGUGAUAACAAGAAGCAAAACACUAUGAACAACUGUUGGGAACCACUGCUUUGGCGCACCCUCAGGGCAAACUUCAGAUUUUAAAUCCUUCUACUGUUGAGGGUCUAAAGAAAAGCUAAAUUAUGAGUAUAUUCCUCUGUUGCAAACCUUCAUUCUGCAGCAUCUUACGGCCGCUAGCGGGGCUAUACGCUCUGUGAUUAUGUGGAGAGAAAGAGAAACGAGAGGACGAGAGGAGGAAAAAGGUGAAAGUGAGGUUGUAAAUUUGCUGAUAUAUUUGUAAACUUUAACAGCGCUACAGCAGUGUAACUGAAAUCUGUGUCUGGAGAUCUAAAUAAAAGUAACAUCUGUAACAACA
Epinephelus lanceolatus (giant grouper) is the source of this 6208-nucleotide messenger RNA. RefSeq names its product GDNF family receptor alpha 2b (gene gfra2b). The record is from RefSeq and is a predicted model, not a curated record. Gene Ontology annotation, cellular component: external side of plasma membrane; signaling receptor complex. NCBI's taxonomy places the organism in Eukaryota, Metazoa, Chordata, Actinopteri, Perciformes, Serranidae. Gene Ontology annotation, molecular function: signaling receptor activity. Gene Ontology annotation, biological process: nervous system development.